Messenger RNA from Uloborus diversus, 1945 nucleotides. Its product is annotated as pantetheinase-like. The transcript is spliced from 4 exons. The record is from RefSeq and is a predicted model, not a curated record. Bases 1 to 1647 code for a protein of 548 amino acids. NCBI's taxonomy places the organism in Eukaryota, Metazoa, Arthropoda, Arachnida, Araneae, Uloboridae.
AUGGAGACUGGAAAUGUUGGCCGAAGAUCAGGACAAGGUCGCAGAUGGUCAACAAUGCUCAAUGAAGACCAUUAUUUAGCUUUAACGCCUCGGAGGCACCGAAGUAAAAUCACUCCAUGUGCAGUUUUUAUCCUGCUACCUGUUUUAGCAUUUGGAAAAGAUUACUUUACUGCUGCUGUUUUUGAGCACAGACCAAGAGGUGAAUUUCCCCAAGAGCCUAAAACCAUUAUUACCAACAAUCUCAGAUUUUACGAUAAGGCCGCUAAAGUCGCUGCCGAAAAAGGCACAGAUAUAAUACUAUUUAAUGAAUAUGGCAUAUUCCCCUAUGUAUUGAAAGAUACUAGAGAUAAUAUGCGGCAAUUCAUGGAAUACAUACCUGAUCCAAAGAAAAUUGUUUUCAACCCAUGCGUGGAGGAGGUAAAAGAUCGAACAAUUUUAUACACUCUUAGCUGCAUAGCAAGAAGCAACAAGAUUUAUGUAGUCGCUAAUAUGGGAGACAUUCAACCUUGUGAAGGCACCUGUGAUUCUGAAAAAGUUGAAGAAUGUUCGGUAAAAUGCCCCUCCGACGAUGUAUUCAUGUACAACACAGAUGUGGCUUUCGAUCGAGAAGGAAACUUAGUAGCUAAGUACCAUAAGGGACAUCUCUAUAUGGAACUUUUGAACACACCGGAGCCUGAAUUUGUGACAUUCAAGACCGAUUUCGGUGUAUUUGGUAUGAUUGUGUGCUUUGAUUCUGUUUUUCAAGAAUCCGUUAUGUUGGCAGAGCAAGGUAUAGAUACACUUCUUUUCCCAACAUUUUGGUUUGAUGAUGUUUUUGCCCUGAAUGCUGUAGAAUGGCAGCAAUCAUGGGCAUUGGCCAAUAAAGUAAACUUUUUUGCUGCCAAUACUCAAACACCCGGAUUAGGAUCAUUGGGAAGUGGCAUAUAUUCCAAAUUCGAUGGUGCAUUAGUUUACACUUAUGAUCCAGAUGGUGAAUCAAAGCUUUUGAUAGCGAACGUAAAACUACGGGAAGAUGCAAAGGUCGAUACUAAACCCUCUAUUAUUAUCAUUGAUGAAACGUCUGUCAACAUAAAAGAUGAAACAGGGAUCAAUUUCCCUGAUAUCUGCUUUGAUAAGAUUGUUGGAGAAGCAAGCAACUUGUAUAAAGAUUACAGGUGCUUCGAAUCUCUAAUUGAAAACUACACUCUAGUCAAAUUAACAGAUCCCAGCGGCAAGGUAGAAGCAUGUCAUGGUGGAUUCUGUUGUUCACUUGCAUACACAGCAGAUGAUAUGCAGGAAGAUUUUUAUUUUGCAGCUUUUAGCGGGAUAAAUAUUCUCGCGGAUUAUUAUCAGUGGUGUGAAGAAACAUGUCUGCUGAUAAGGUGUGAUCCACAUGAAGGAAAACCGUGUGCGUUAUUUCCUCCAAAUUCUAAAACAGUUUUUAGAUCUUUGGAAAUCCGAGGAAGAUUCAGUUCUGAAAAAAUAUUUCCGACUGUGUCAAAGAACAAACAUCGUCUGGCGCCAAAGUCGGAAUGGUACCACAAGAUAUCUGGGACUGAAGCCAAAUUGAAAUUUCGCUCACAAGAGAACGUUCCUUUGCUCAAAGCAGGAUUUUUAGGCAGAUGUUACAAACGUGAUCCACCAUUCGUACCAAUUUAUGAAUUUUAAUCUGCAAAUUACUUACUGUGCAGUGGUAUCUUCGUGGGAAGUCCAAAAUGAGUUGAAUAUACAGCAAACAAGAAUUAGGCAAAUUUUUUAUGACAAAUAGUAAUGUUCUUUACACUAUGUUUCGUUUUAUGAUUCGACUGAGCAUUUUUACUCCAAAACAACUGGUAAAAAAACUGGAGUUGAAAUGCUUAUUUCACUCAAAAAUGUGUAAAACGGGUGUAUUAGUAGUGUGCUGCAAAAGAGCCAAGUAGACAUAGUGACAUUCUACUACUAAUUAUAAAACUUUCAGAUCACUCUU